AUGUCUUUUCCACGCCAACAGCGACGAGGCUUUUAUGUGACUAAGGCAUGUACAAAUUGCAAGCAAAAACACGCUAAGUGUUCUGGAAGAGCAACUUGUGAACGUUGUACACUACGUAAUCUUGAGUGUACUUUUAUUGAAUCAGGUAAAAAGCGUGGACCUAAAACGAAUCGUAAACACCUAGAACAGAUCUAUAUUCUUAACGGUCCUGAAAAUGACUUUAAUGGAACGUCGGUGCCAUCUUUCGUAAUCCCUGAUGCCGUGCAAGGUCAUGCAUCAACUCUAUCAUUUUCUGAAUAUCAACAACCAGGUAAUAUUAAUGAAGGUACUUUUUAUUCUGACUCCUAUGAUGAAAAAACCACCCAUGCUUUUCAAGAAGCCGGCUAUCAAGAAGCCGGCUAUCAAGAAGCCGGUUAUCAAGAAGCCGGUCCCUUUUCUUAUCAAACACAAAUUG
Messenger RNA from Dentiscutata erythropus, 454 nucleotides. NCBI's taxonomy places the organism in Eukaryota, Fungi, Glomeromycota, Glomeromycetes, Diversisporales, Gigasporaceae. The record is from the annotation of a GenBank genome assembly.